UGUGGGAAGAGUUUUACUCACUCAAGCUGCCUGAAGGGACAUUUGAGAACACACACAGGAGAGAAACCUUAUAGCUGUGAUCAAUGUGGGAAGAGUUUUAGUCAAUCAAGCAACCUGAUGGCACAUUUGAGAACGCACACUGGAGAGAAGCCUUAUAGCUGUGAUCAAUGUGGGAAGAGUUUUAGUCAAUCAAGCAUCCUGAUGGUACAUUUGAGAACGCACACUGGAGAGAAACCUUAUAGCUGUGAUCAAUGUGGGAAGAGUUUUAGUGAUUCAAGCAACCUGAUGGCACAUUUGAGAACACACACUGGAGAGAAACCGUAUAGCUGUGAUCAAUGUGGGAAGAGUUUUACUCACUCAAGCUGCCUGAAGGUACAUUUGAGAACACACACAGGAGAGAAACCUUAUAGCUGUGAUCAAUGCGGGAAGAGUUUUACUUCAUCUAGCCAUCUGACUAGUCACCAGAGAACACACACAGGAGAGAAACCUUUUAGCUGUGAUCAAUGUGGGAAGAGUUUUACUUCAUCUAGCCAUCUGACUAGUCACCAGAGAACACACACAGGAGAGAAACCUUAUAGCUGUGAUCAAUGUGGGAAGAGUUUUACUUCAUCUAGCCAGCUGACUAUCCACCAGAGAACACACACAGGAGAGAAACCACACCACUGCUCUGACUGUGGGAAGAGUUUUGUUUCAUCCCAAUAUUUAGAAUCACACCAGAGAACACACACAGGAGAGAAAUCUUAUAGCUGUGAUCAAUGUGGGAAGAGUUUUAGUCAAUCAAGCAACCUGAUGGUACAUUUGAGAACGCACACUGGAGAGAAGCCUUAUAGCUGUGAUCAAUGUGGGAAGAGUUUUAGUCAAUCAAGCAUCCUGAUGGUACACUUGAGAACGCACACUGGAGAGAAACCUUAUAGCUGUGAUCAAUGUGGGAAGAGUUUUAGUGAUUCAAGCAACCUGAUGGCACAUUUGAGAACACACACUAGAGAGAAACCUUAUAGCUGUGAUCAAUGUGGCAAGAGAUACGCUGAGAAGAGUCCCUCCAGAUCAGAACACCUCAAGAAACACCAGCGGAAACCCACAGGGAAGAAAUCUCACUGCUGCUCUGACUGUGGGAAGAUAUUCAACUCUUCUACGGACCUUAAAAGACAUAUGAGAAUCCAUACAGGAGAGAAACCCUAUAGCUGUAAUCAAUGUGGGAAGAGUUUUACUCGCUCAAGCUGCCUGAAGGGACAUUUGAGAACACACACAGGAGAGAAACUAUAUAGCUGCGAUCAAUGUGGGAAGAGUUUUACUUACUCAAGCAACAUGAAGGUACAUCUGAGAACACACAUAGAAGAGAAACCACACCACUGCUCUGACUGUGGGAAGAGUUUUGUUUCGUCCCAAUGUUUAGAAUCACACCAGAGAACACACACAGGAGAGAAGCCUUAUAGCUGUGAUCAAUGUGGGAAGAGUUUUAGUGAAUCAAGCAACCUGAAGGUACAUUUGAGAACGCACACUGGAGAGAAACCUUAUAGCUGUGAUCAAUGCGGGAAGAGUUUUACUACAUCUACCAGUCUGACUAUACACCAGAGAAUACACACAGGAGAGAAGCCUUAUAGCUGUGAUCAAUGUGGGAAGAGUUUUAGUCGAUCAAGCAACCUGAUGGUACAUUUGAGAACACACACUAGAGAGAAACCUUAUAGCUGUGAUCAAUGCGGGAAGAGUUUUACUACAUCUAGCCAGCUGACUAUACACCAGAGAAAACACACAGGAGAGAAACCUUAUAGCUGUGAUCAAUGUGGGAAGAGUUUUACUACAUCUAGCCAUCUAACUAGUCACCAGAGAACACACACAGGAGAGAAACCAUAUAGCUGUGAUCAAUGCGGGAAGAGUUUUACUCAAUCAAGCUGCCUGAUAGUACAUCAGAUAACACACAUAGGAGAGAAACCGUAUAGCUGUGAUCAAUGUGGGAAGAGUUUUAGUCGAUCAAGCAACCUGAUGGCACAUUUGAGAACACACACUAGAGAGAAACCUUAUAGCUGUGAUCAAUGUGGCAAGAGUUUUAGUGAUUCAAGCAACCUGAUGGCACAUUUGAGAACACACACUGUAGAGAAGCCUUAUAGCUGUGAUCAAUGUGGGAAGAGUUUUAGUCGAUCAAGCAUCCUGAUGGUACAUUUGAGAACGCACACAGGAGAGAAACCUUAUAGCUGUGAUCGAUGUGGGAAGAGUUUUAGUCGAUCAAGCAACCUGAUGGUACAUUUGAGAACACACACUAGAGAGAAACCUUAUAGCUGUGAUCAAUGUGGCAAGAGAUACACUGCUAAAAUAACUCUGAUUAAACAUCAGAAAGUACAUACAUGAAGGAGUUGUUUCAUGAUAUCAAUUAAAUAAUGUCACAAUGUUUCAACAUUGUUGUAUAAGUAUUUUAAUGAAUUUCACAAUGUAGAACCAUUUACAUUUUACAUUUUUUGUCAUUUAGCAGACGCUCUUAUCCAGAGCAACUUACAGUUAGUGAG
Molecule: messenger RNA, 2498 nt
Organism: Coregonus clupeaformis (lake whitefish)
Lineage: Eukaryota; Metazoa; Chordata; Actinopteri; Salmoniformes; Salmonidae
Product: zinc finger protein 850-like
Exons: 2
Biological process (GO): regulation of transcription by RNA polymerase II; central nervous system development
Cellular component (GO): nucleus
Molecular function (GO): RNA polymerase II cis-regulatory region sequence-specific DNA binding; DNA-binding transcription factor activity, RNA polymerase II-specific
Source: RefSeq, a predicted model, not a curated record